UCGAUUCAUUUUCUUCGAUGACAAAACAGAACACAAAUCCGACGACGGCAACUCCGGCCACCUCCACGUUUUCCGGAGACUUCUCGGGCAGCCUCCGCUUCUGAAUCCGUUACCUACGAAUCCUCUAGUGGCCUCGAUUUACCCGACACGAAACCAGAAUCGCCGUUGCUUCUCCCUAUCUUGGUUUAAUAUGGCAAGAUGAUUGAUUUGGUUAAUGGAAGGAGUUGGUUCAACAACCUUAUCUAAGUAAUUUUCAUCUAUUUGGAUUGUUUUAGUCUUGCAUUUUGUACGGUGGCGUACCUCUUGCGUUUCACUUCUCUUAAGACUCUUCUGCGUCCUCUAUCUUUCUCCGUCGCUGCCUCAGCAAUGGAGAGUCAUCAUGCUUCUUGUAGCUUGGUUCUAUGUGGCAAGUCCUCUGUGGAAACUGAGAUAGCAAAGCGUCUCAAGAACAACAACAACUCGCUUAAACUCCCAGACAAUACCAAAGUUUCACUCUUUUUAGAAUCCGAGGCUAAGCAUGUGGUCAAAGAUGAUGAUGGUGAUUCCUUCGAUCUCUCACUCUUUAUGAACUCCAUUCUAACUCAUCAGUUUGGGAGGUUUCUCAUUUGGUCUCCCCGCUUGUCGUCCACUCACGAUGUUGUUUCUCAUAACUUCUCUGAGCUUCCAGUUGGUUCAGUUUGUGUCACUGAUGUCCAGCUUAAAGGUCGAGGCAGAACUAAGAAUGUAUGGGAAUCUCCAAAGGGUUGUCUUAUGUAUUCUUUUACUCUAGAAAUGGAAGAUGGUCGUGUCGUGCCUUUGGUACAGUAUGUGGUAUCUCUUGCUGUAACCGAAGCAGUGAAUCAUGUCUGUGACAAGAAAGGUUUUCCGUACAUUGAUGUUAAAAUUAAGUGGCCGAAUGAUCUCUACUUGAAUGGCCUUAAGGUUGGAGGCAUUUUGUGUACCUCGACUUAUAGAUCAAAGAAGUUUCAUGUCAGUGUCGGUGUGGGAUUGAAUGUGGACAACGAGCAACCAACCACAUGCUUAAAUGCUGCACUAAAAGACAUGUCUCCUGCGUCAAACUUGCUCAAAAGAGAAGAAAUCCUUGGAGCUUUUUUUCAUCAAUUUGAAAAAUUCUUUGAUCUAUUCAUGGACCAAGGUUUUAAAUCUCUCGAGGAGCUUUACUACAGAACAUGGUUACACAGUGAGCAAAGAGUGAUUGUUGAAGAAAAAGUACAGGACCAAGUUGUUCAAAAUGUUGUUACUAUCCAGGGAUUGACGUCUUCGGGAUAUUUGCUGGCUAUUGGAGAUGACAAUCAAAUGUAUGAGCUUCACCCUGAUGGCAAUAGUUUUGACUUUUUCAAAGGUCUGGUUCGAAGAAAAAUAUAAUCCAAUGGUGGUUUUGUUGCUGCAUCUUCUGGUGGAAGUAAAUGUGUUGUGUUUUAGUUCCAUAGACACAAGUUUCAAAUGUGUUGUGUUUUAGUUCCUUUAUUCACCCUUAUAUAUCCAAAUAAUCUAUCUUUAUUCUCUAUUAAUAAUAAAUUAAUAACUAGCAGUAUAUUUCUUUUUUUA
Molecule: messenger RNA, 1548 nt
Organism: Camelina sativa (false flax)
Lineage: Eukaryota; Viridiplantae; Streptophyta; Magnoliopsida; Brassicales; Brassicaceae
Source: RefSeq, a predicted model, not a curated record